Molecule: messenger RNA, 1230 nt
Organism: Annulohypoxylon maeteangense
Lineage: Eukaryota; Fungi; Ascomycota; Sordariomycetes; Xylariales; Hypoxylaceae
Product: mitosis protein dim1
Exons: 3
Coding region: 230-661 (143 amino acids)
Biological process (GO): mRNA splicing, via spliceosome
Cellular component (GO): U5 snRNP; spliceosomal complex; U4/U6 x U5 tri-snRNP complex
Source: RefSeq, a predicted model, not a curated record
CCUAAUUAUGUACCCACUUACUAACAAAUACCUUGAUGAUUGAUGUCAUCGCUCUUCUUAAGUUUACUAUCAUCAUUGUUGGUGUAUCGACGUUAAAACAAUUUUCAAGAUCGAUAUAAUACCCACCACCUACCUGGGCACAUAGUGUCAGCCGAGUUCAGAACCCUCAUUAGUAAACUGGGCUCCUCUAUUUCUGUGUUAAGACUGCCCUAACCCUAAUCUCUCAACCAUGGGAUCUAUCGUUCUACCACACCUCAACACCGGCUGGCAUGUCGACCAAGCCAUCCUGUCGGAAACGGAGCGUGUUGUUGCCAUUCGAUUUGGUCGCGAUCAUGACCCCGAGUGCAUGCGACAAGAUGAAGUCCUCUACCGCAUCGCCGACAAAGUAAAAAACUUCUGCGUUAUCUACGUCUGCGACAUUGACCAGGUUCCCGACUUCAACCAGAUGUACGAGUUGUAUGACCCUUGCACUAUCAUGUUUUUCUACCGAAACAAGCACAUGCUAUGCGAUUUAGGCACGGGAAAUAAUAACAAGCUCAACUUCGUGCUCGAGGACAAGCAAGAGUUAAUCGAUAUCAUCGAGACUGUAUACAAGGGUGCCAAGAAGGGUCGCGGUCUCGUCGUUAGUCCGAAGGACUAUUCUACCCGUUAUCGAUAUUAGCGACACAGCAUACGACGACCCUACACUCUUUCGUGGUACACAGUCUUUCAUACCACUUCUUCCGGGAAUAAACACUCCUGGUCCCUAGUUAGGGUAUUUAAGAACUGCUGGGGAACGUCUAUGAUAAGUGUUGCAAUGACGGGGAAACUCGAAGCCAUGGUAGAGAAUAAACCUGAGCCGGAUAGUAAGGCUGGUUACUCCACUUCUAAAUGCCAACACAAGUCGGCACAAAAUAUCCUAACAUGAGCAAAGCGAGUUCGGCAGCUCUCUAUCAACGGCAAACAUAGUUACCUACUUUUAACAGUGAACUGCAGAAAUACGAAAAUCGAGGGAAGAGGUUGGGCGGGAUAAUUAGAACAUCAAUUGUUUUGUUUAUAAUACAGACAGCCAGGUAUUACUUAGUAGAUACUGUAGGUAUAGCACCCCUACUGCUUAUCUAGGUAGGUAUGAUACGAUUAAAAACACGCCCAUCUUUGUAGGUGAUCAGCCGCUUGUUGUUACAUGUGCAUAGUAUCUAUUCUGUAUUAGGCGCCUAGGUCCUAGGCAUGGAGGUGUCAAUAGUGGUUGAG